AUGGUAUCACACUUCAGUGAGCUGUGCAAAGGAAUGUGCACUCCAGUGUGCUGUACAAAGAAAUCUCACUUCAGUGUACCGCAUAAAGACAUGUGCACUCCAAUGUGCAGUGUGAAAGAAUCACACUUUAGUGUGCUGUAUGAAGAAAUGUGCACUCCAAUGUGCAGUGUGAAGGAAUCACACUUCAGUGUGCUGUAUGAAGAAAUGUGCACUCCAAUGUGCAGUGUGAAGGAAUUACACUUCAGUGUGCUGUAUGAAGAAAUGUGCACUCCAAUGUGCAGUGUGAAGGAAUCACACUUCAGUGUGCUGUAUAAAGAAAUGUGCACUCCAAUGUGCAGUGUGAAGGAAUCACACUUCAGUGUGCUGCAUGAAGAAAUGUGCACUCCAAUGUGCAGUGUGAAAGAAUCACACUUCAGUGUGCUGUAUGAAGAAAUGUGCACUCCAAUGUGCAGUGUGAAGGAAUCACACUUCAGUGUGCUGUAUGAAGAAAUGUGCACUCCAAUGUGCAGUGUGAAGGAAUCACACUUCAGUGUGCUGUAUGAAGAAAUGUGCACUCCAAUGCGCAGUGUGAAGGAAUCACACUUCAGUGUGCUGUAUGAAGAAAUGUGCACUCCAAUGUGCAGUGUGAAGGAAUCACACUUCAGUGUGCUGUAUGAAGAAACAUGCACCCCAAUGUGCAGUGUGAAGGAAUCAUAG
Molecule: messenger RNA, 696 nt
Organism: Protopterus annectens (West African lungfish)
Lineage: Eukaryota; Metazoa; Chordata; Ceratodontiformes; Protopteridae
Product: microtubule-associated protein P320-like
Exons: 1
Coding region: 1-696 (231 amino acids)
Source: RefSeq, a predicted model, not a curated record